Zingiber officinale is the source of this 1626-nucleotide messenger RNA. Its product is annotated as eukaryotic translation initiation factor 4B3-like. Gene Ontology annotation, molecular function: mRNA binding; translation initiation factor activity. The transcript has 2 exons. The record is from RefSeq and is a predicted model, not a curated record. The coding region runs from base 81 to 1322 and encodes 413 amino acids. NCBI's taxonomy places the organism in Eukaryota, Viridiplantae, Streptophyta, Magnoliopsida, Zingiberales, Zingiberaceae.
CAUCGUUCCCAAAACGAUCGCUUCCCAAUCCAAGCCACCAAAUCUCGCGCUUCGUUACUCCGCGAACAGAGAGAAGAUCCAUGGCGUCUUCCGUCUCGGCGUGGGCGAAACCGGGCGCGUGGGCGUUGGAUGCUGAGCAGCAGGAGGCUUCAAUGGCCAGGGAGGAUGACGCCGAUGCGUCGCUGCUGCUGCAGCAGCAGCCACCGCAGCAGGAGUUUCCCUCCCUCGCUGCCGCCGCCUCCUCGAAGACCUCCAAGAAGAAGAAGAAGGCGCAGCCCAUCUCCUUUGCGGAGUUUGCUACCGGAAAGCCCGUCACUCGUGGCACUGGUGGCCGCCCUGCAUCCUCCUCUUCGUCCAAGGGCCUCACGCCUGACGAGCUCAUCCUCCUCCCUACCGGCCCGCGCGAGCGCUCCGCCGAGGAACUUGAUCGCUCUUCCUCCCGGGGUUUCGGAUAUUCAUCAUACGGCAGCGGCGGUGCCCGGAGCCGUGCUGUCUCGGGGGAGGAUCCCAACCCCACCCGCUGGGGUUCGUCUAGGGGACCCGAGGAGCCGGGGAGGGGCGGAUUCGGCGGAUCUGGAGGUGGAUCGGACAGGGAUCUGGGGCCGUCGCGUGCUGACGAGAUCGAUGACUGGGGAGCGGCAAAGAAAUCCGUAGUGCCCGAGAGGAGGGAGAGGGGUGGUCCGGGGGGUUUCUUUGACUCGCAGUCCAGGGCGGACGAUUCAGAUAGCUGGAUCUCGAGCAAGAGCGUUGCACCUCCGGUGGAGGCUCGGAGGAUUGGCAGCCGCGGCGGAUUUGAUGCGCCCAGAGAGAGGAGGGGUGGUUUUGACAUGCUCAACAAGGAGGGAUCUGUUGGUGCUGGAGCCGAUUCCGAAACAUGGGGCAGGAAGAAGGAUUUCGUCAUGGAUCCAGGUACAUGGAAUAGGGAAACUGAAAGAAGCAGUGGGGAAAGGCGUAGGCUUGUGCUGCAGCCCCGUUCAUCGCCGCUGCCCGAUGGAAACACGGAACAACAAGUUCAAGGGGAGCAGGAUAAACGGCCAAUGGAAAAGAGGGGCAAGGGUUCCAACCCCUUUGGAGAAGCUCGCCCACGAGAAGAAGUGUUAGCUGAGAAGGGACAGGAUUGGAAGAAGAUUGAAGAGCAACUGGAGACCAUGAAGAUCCGGGAUGUUCCCUCUGAAAGUUCUUCAAUUGGAAGAAAGGGAUUUGGAGCAACAAAUGAGACUCAACGAUCGCCAGAGAGCCGCUCAGAUAGGGCAUGGAGGAAACCGGAUGCAGCUGAUUCUUCUCCUGCAAGGGAAGACAAGGCGGAUAACAGUGACAAUUGAAAACUGUAUUUCACACAUUGGCUUUGCGAGGUUAGAAUCAUACGAGGGGCUAUCUCAUUUUUGGUCUUUGAAAAAGAACCGUGGUUGAAAGUGUCACAAGGAAAAGUUUUUUUUUCCUUUUCUAGUUGAGUUUCUUAGUACUUUAUUGAUUGUAACGGAGUAAUCAUUGACAACAUACACCAACAUUUUCUGUUUCCGAAUGUUCUCUAGACUCUCCAUGUUUAGGAGAAAUUUUGCUUUCUAUUUAUUGCUAUUAUGUCGACAUAAUUUUGUCAAUGCCAUCUUUGUUUAAUUCUGAAUUGUA